Molecule: messenger RNA, 2979 nt
Organism: Suricata suricatta (meerkat)
Lineage: Eukaryota; Metazoa; Chordata; Mammalia; Carnivora; Herpestidae
Gene: SYT16
Product: synaptotagmin 16
Exons: 6
Coding region: 1-1938 (645 amino acids)
Source: RefSeq, a predicted model, not a curated record
AUGGUGUUGGUCAUGGCGUCUCAGAAUGCUCAGAACUUCUUCCAGCCUCUCUCUUCCUGGAUAUCUCGGGUUUGUGAAGCUCUCCAGCAAGCAGGAGAUAUGUUAUCUGCUUCGCUGGUUAACUUAAACAAACAAGACUCUAAAUUGAGUGAAAAGCUAGACCAGGACUUAGAUGAUAUUCAGAUUCAGGAAGCUUACUUUGAAGAUGAAGAACAAGGCAAUGAUUGCCGUCAAGAGGAUGCAAAUCCCUUGUUUCUUGAAGUGGAUCAUUUCUCCUAUUGUAAUAGUGAUUUGCAGGACUCUGCCCAAAGUUCAAGCCCCAGACUUAGCCAACACGAAAAGGACUCAUGUUCCAUAAUGUCCCAGUGGCCCAAUCAGACCCUUGAUGACCAAAAGCCACCACAUGUGCUUUCUUCUAUUGCUGAGGAAGAACAUCACCUUGGAAAGCAAAGGAGUGGCCUUCAGCACAGCUUUGACAGCCAGCAAUCUGGUAUUUUAGGAAAUGGUAAUGGAAAAAUGCAAGUUAACAGCUUUGGAGAUGAUGAAGAGCCAUGCACAUCUUCUGACAGUGACGAGGAGGUGAUCAAACAAUUUGAGAUUUCCGUGUCCCGGUCCCAGAGUUUUCGUUCAGAAGCAUCUAAGAGAGGCAAACAGGUGGGGUUAGAGCAGAAAUCAAAAUUCAGCCACCUGCUCUCUACCCACGAAGAGGACAACACAGAAGUGUCUGCCUGUGAAGGUUUGGAUGGAACCAGCCAACCGAACUAUUCUGGGACUCUGUCUUAUGGUAAAGAUGAUCCCGUCUCUGCCCCCUCACAGUCCCCACAGGAGGUGGGGGACACCAGGCACCCUGGUGCCUCUCCUCAGGAGACCGGUGUGCCUCGCAGCCUCAGUCGCCAGUCCACAGAAGGCAGCUUGGAAUUGGAGACAGCUUUUAAUAACCGGGGAUUUGAAGACUCCUAUGCUACUGACAGCAGCUCCGUGUGGAGUCCAGAGGAACAGGAAGGGGCCAAUUUUCAGGUGCCGACUGGGGUCCUGGAGCCCAUCUCAAAAUGUGGUGACUUGGAUGUCAUCUUUGAAUAUAAAGGUUCCAGCCAGAAACUCACAGUGACCAUUGUGAGAGCGCACGGUCUCCCGGAUAAGGACCGAAGUGGUGUUAACUCCUGGCAAGUUCACGUAGUGCUGCUGCCCAGUAAGAAACAGAGGGGAAGGACAAGCAUACAGCGGGGCCCCAACCCUGUCUUCAAGGAGAAGGUCACCUUCACCAAGCUGGAGCCCAGAGAGGUGGCUGCCUGGGCUGUUCGCUUCCGCCUGUAUGCUGCCCGCAAGAUGACCCGUGAGAGAAUGAUGGGAGAGAAGCUGUUCCAUCUCAGCCACCUGAACCCAGAAGGGGAAAUGAAAGUGACUCUGGUUCUAGAGCCAAGAAGUAAUAUCAGUAGUGGAGAGUCCCCGCUCAGCCCAUCUGCAGUUUCUCACAGUGAUAGCGCUUCAUCCACGCAGUCGCUGUCUCAUGGAGGGGUGCCAGAGCUGCUGGUGGGGCUGUCCUACAAUGCCACAACGGGGCGAUUAUCUGUGGAAAUGAUCAAAGGCAGCCAUUUCCGAAACCUCGCUGUUAAUAGAGCGCCUGAUACAUAUGGGAAGCUCUUUCUUCUCAACUCUGUGGGUCACGAGAUGUCCCGCUGUAAGACAUCCAUUCGACGUGGUCAGCCCAAUCCUGUCUAUAAGGAGACCUUUGUUUUCCAGGUGGCCCUCUUUCAGCUCUCUGACGUCACGUUGAUGAUUUCCAUUUAUAACAGGCGUACUAUGAAGCGUAAAGAGAUGAUCGGUUGGAUUGCUCUGGGCCAAAACAGUAGUGGAGAAGAGGAACAAGACCACUGGGAGGAAAUGAAGGAGACAAAAGGUCAGCAGAUCUGCAGAUGGCACACCUUGCUCGAAUCCUAGUUCUGCCCACAGGCAUUUGUGUGCUGCAUCCGCCCUGGCGACCUGCGUUUUGGCCACACACACCAACUCAGCAUAUGCUGGUGGGCUUUUUAAAGACAGGCUUACAAAUAGGGAUUAGUCUUCUAACCUCUGGGACAUUCUGGGCAGGGUCUUUGGUCUCUCUGAGUUUGAUUUGUAUUUAAAUAUUGUAAUUAAAAAAAAACCAACCACAUACACAUGGUCAAGUGUACUUGAUGGAAAAUUAACCAGAGUUGAGAACAGUGAUGAAUUAAUUUGUGUUCAUAGCUUAGUGUGUCUGGGUUCAGCUUAUGGAAUGAAGCUUCUCUUGCUGUCUCCGUUUGCUUGAAGAAUAACCUGAGAUUGCAGGGGGGCUGUUAAAUCUUACUAUUUGUACCCAGGUAUGUGUAUCAAUCAGAAUUUUGUUAAUAUGGUGCCAAACCCCCCCAAGUACAGAAAUGAAUCAGAUGCCGAGGCUCAUAAAAGAAUGUAACCGUCAUCCACAACCCCCUACUUUGCAUUUUUGUCUUUAUGAAAAAAUCCCUCAUUCAUUUACCUAACAAAUAAGUGUUAUAAACGUGUACUUAUAAAACACAUUUGUAUUCAUUAUAUACCUUUCUUUAUCUCACAUAUAUAUUAUGGUUUCCUGUGAGAUUUUGGUUAAAUUAAUCAUUUUGAAGGUUAAAGAAAGAGUUUAAAAACACUGUUGAAAGAUAACUUGUCUGCUUUUCAUUGGUAAGAUGUCCAACUUAUAAUUUUCAAGGUUUUUAUGCUAUAGUUCUCACCUAAGAUAGUCCUACAGAAUGAGAUGAAAACCAAAAAUACCUAUUCAAGUCAUGGAUUUGCUGAUUUUCUGAAAUGGGCGUUUUCCUUACGUUACACGUUUUCUAUAUUCAGUGAUGUGUACCCAUACAUAUAUUUUGAACAUCCACCUGCUUGUAAACCAAAUUCUUUUUAAUGCACUAUUUUCCAUGAUUAGGGCAUAGUUGAUGGUACAUAGUGGGUCUUUAAUAAAUGUUAAUUUGAUUGACUCUUAGAAAUGAA